Molecule: messenger RNA, 675 nt
Organism: Protopolystoma xenopodis
Lineage: Eukaryota; Metazoa; Platyhelminthes; Monogenea; Polystomatidea; Polystomatidae
Source: the annotation of a GenBank genome assembly
AUUGACGGUAGCAACGGCCUUGAGGUGUUGCUAUCCGGUGAGACGGCGCCACAGGCGGCCUGGCUAGCCGAGGUGCGUCGUGACUUAGCUGAUCGACACGCCGAGUUCAGCUUUCUACAAAUUGCGCUCUGGCGUCAGACUGCCGGUUUACGGACGCCGGUUCGAGGCAGUGGCAAGUUGAGCCGAGCCGGGACCAAUGGCAAAGUCAAUGUGGAUGUCAGCGCUGAGAGUGUGAUGCUAUUGCCAGGUGACUCGGGCCAGUCGAGGGCGCCCAACGAUGCCGGCCUCCUGUUGCGCUAUCUCUAUCCACGCAUCACACGAUCCGGACAGACCAUCAGUGACGAGCUCGACCGAUUACGUGGCGUACAGACACAAGUUGACCGACGUCAUGCUCAGUUGACCCAGCAGAUGCGUCGUCGACGCGGCCAGUUGGUUGAUGGCUUGUUGGCGGGGCACAUCGCUGUGCAGACUUUGCUUGAAAUGGCCGAAAAAAAUGACAGUCUCAUCGGUCGACUUGUGAAAGCAAGACCUCUUUUUGCUCAACUUCGACGUAUCAUCAUGGCCGGACCCGACGAUGCGAUCACAGCCCUACCGACCUCGCGGUCCAAGCCCGAGUCCGAGGAGGAAGAGGAUAAAGAUGGGGGAGAGAUGAGGAACGGGUACAGCACGGCGUGA